UCUACACCAUAGUGUAACACAGAUGCUCCUUCGCUUAGGAUGGGGUUGACUCCCAGUAAACCCUUCGUGAAGUCAUAAAUUGUAAAGCCAAAUGGUCAUAGCCCAGAACCAUCUCUACAGAAAGUACUUAGAACAGUACCAACACAGAGCAGUUAAUUUGCUGUGUUAUGGUGGUGGAGGUGAUUCUGAACUUUCUUCCCGGUUUGCUUUUCUAGGUGCUGACUUUGGCUUACUUCUCAGAGCACUAGGAAUGGUCAUUUCUACUUUCCAGGACUGCAAACCGAGAAGCUGAGGAGAAUCCUAUGUAAAUAGCUGAGACCUCUUCUGUCCCUUUGUGUCUGGAGCCUCCUGAGCUACACCACUGGAGGACUGUAAACUACUGUCAUCACUAUGAAUGUGACAAGCUUGUUUUCCUUCACAAGUCCAGCAGUGAAGAGACUUCUUGGGUGGAAGCAGGGUGACGAAGAAGAAAAAUGGGCAGAGAAAGCUGUUGAUGCUUUGGUGAAAAAACUGAAGAAAAAGAAAGGGGCUAUGGAGGAGCUGGAGAAGGCGCUGAGCUGCCCGGGGCAGCCGAGUAACUGUGUCACCAUUCCCCGCUCUCUGGACGGCCGGCUGCAGGUGUCCCACAGGAAGGGAUUGCCCCAUGUCAUUUACUGCCGGGUGUGGCGCUGGCCCGACCUUCAGAGCCACCAUGAACUGAAGCCACUGGAGUGCUGUGAGUUUCCUUUCGGUUCCAAGCAGAAGGAGGUCUGCAUCAACCCCUACCACUACAAGCGAGUAGAGAGCCCCGGUGAGUGCGUCCCCCAUCCAGGGACUUCUGCGACAACAGCAGGCUUGUGUUGUUAAGACACAACGAAUCCUGCUCUGGUUUUAGCUGUAAU
Castor canadensis (American beaver) is the source of this 881-nucleotide messenger RNA. NCBI's taxonomy places the organism in Eukaryota, Metazoa, Chordata, Mammalia, Rodentia, Castoridae. The record is from RefSeq and is a predicted model, not a curated record.